UAAGAUCUGAAAGUAUACUGGAUAAUUAUUUGAUCAAAUGGAAGUUUUGAUGAAAAAUUUAUUGUUUAAAAUAGACAAAUUAUUUAUGUGUUUAUCUUAUUUGACGAUUUGAAACAAAGGAUUUAUAAACUACUAUAUAUUUUCAUUAAUUUAAUAAUAAAAUGAAUGAUGAUAUCCUAUGCCUACGAUUUCUCAAUACAUAUGUUGCUCCUGUGAUUGUUGUCCUAGGUAUCAUUGGUAAUAUUUUGUCCAUAAUUGUCCUAAGAAGUCGGCGUAUGAAAUCCUCCGUUUCAAUCUAUUUAAUCAGUCUAUCUGUAUUUGAUAUACUGUUGUUGGCUUGCGCUAUUGUAUUAUUUCUUGAAGAUCCUUUUGCGGAUGACAUUUCCCCACCGUCACUCCCACUAUCAGUAAAUGAUUCCAUAGAUAAUAAGCAAGGAAAUAUUUCAGAAGUAAACAAUAAUGCAUAUAAACAGUUGACAGAUAAACACACAGAUGUGCAUAAUAUUACAAGUAAUAUAUCAACAGCUCAUCGUAUUUAUUCAAUACUUAAAGGUCAUUUUGUCUAUCCAAUUGCAUUAACAGCUCAAACUGCAGCCAUAUGGAUUACAGUUAGUUUAACUGUUGAACGAUAUAUUGCUGGAUGUUAUCCGCUACACGCCAACCUCUUGUCAUCUGUUCCAAAAUCUCGUCUAGUUGUCUGUUGUUGUAUGAUAUGUGCUGUUGUCUAUAAUAUUCCAAGAUGGUUUGAAGCUUCAGACAAUCAGUCUAUAAAUACUAGUGAUACACCUGUAGAGGAUAAUUCCUCGUCAAGACAACAACGCUAUGACUGGCAUGCAUUAUUUCGACUUGUUUAUUAUACAUGGGGAUAUAUACUUGUUAUGUUUUUAUUGCCGUUUAUUGCUUUACUGGUUAUGAAUAUUCGUUUAAUGUAUGCCCUGCGUAGAUCAGAUUUUGCUGUACAUAAAAAUUCUCAUCCAACACAUUAUAUUGUUGAUAAUACAGGUAAUGUUGGAGCGAGUUGUCAUCAACUGACUGUUUCUAAUACGAAUUUAUAUCCGGAAACAUUUACCACCACCACAACAACAACAAUGACACCAACGUCAAGAAAAUCGUUAUCCUUGAAACCGUUAACUUUACGCUUUCAACGAAGUGAUCAUUGCAAAUCGUGUAAAUCGCAGAGAAAUUCCCUAAAUCCAUAUGGUCCAACACGAUUAGCUGUACAAGCGGAUAAGAGUAUUACACGUAUGAUUAUUGUCGUCGUUGGUGUAUUUAUUGCAUGCCAGUUGCCAGCGCUUAUAUUUAACAUUUAUUUUGGUAUUGUAUCACCUGAAGUCCUACCAACUGGUUGGUGUGCAUUAUCAGAGAUACGGAAUUUUUUAGUUGUUGUCAAUUCCAGUGUUAAUUUUAUUGUAUAUUGUGUUAUGGGUGCAAAAUUUCGUAGAAGUUUUAUUCAUGUGAUUACACCAUGUUGGGAGAUGAAACUGACAAGUAGUCAUAAUAAUAAUAAUCAUAAUAAUAAUACACAAAAAUCUGUAGUACGACUGUUAACUUUACGAUCAGAUGUCGCUGAAGUUUAAUCGAGUCUAGUACAUUUCUUUCAGGUGAAUAUUAAAUCCAUUGUAUUUAUAGAAAUGUAUGUUUUAUGUAUAAAAAUUCAAA
This is a messenger RNA of Trichobilharzia regenti, 1659 nucleotides long. NCBI's taxonomy places the organism in Eukaryota, Metazoa, Platyhelminthes, Trematoda, Strigeidida, Schistosomatidae. The record is from the annotation of a GenBank genome assembly.